AAAAAAAACGAAAAGAAAAACAAUUAAUUUUUUCUUUUUUUAAUCAUCCUGUUGUUACUUCUAUUGCAUCGAGUUUCGUGCAUCGGGGAUAAAAAUUGUGGGAGCGGUAGUGAAGGUUUCGUGAGUGCGUAUAAAGUACACCUGUGGCAAUAAAACCACCAUACCCACUGGUAAAUAAACGCGCGAGCGUUUAAAUAUUGAAAGUGGACCUGGGACGCGGCGAGGGCUUCCCCAGCGUCAUGAUGAUGCACGCGAUGAGCGACCACACGGGGGCAGGCCUGGGCAUGGGGGUGUUGCCGUUCGACGGUAUGGGCAUCUACGAGCAGCCCAGGCCCAAAUUUUUGUUCAGAAUGCCGAGGGUCGUUCCCGACCAGAAGAACAAGUUCGAGAACGACGAGCUCUUCAGGCGGCUCAGCCGCGAGAGUGACGUAAAAUACACGAGCCACCGGGAUCGUCCUCUGGAGGAGCGUCAGAUUCGCUUCCAGAACGGGUGUCGCGAGGGCCACACGGAGAUUGCCUUCGCCGGCACAGGCACGAACCUCCAGCUCGUGUUUGGCGUUAGUUCCGGCAACUUUGGGGGCGAUCCGCGAGAAUGCGACUUUGACAAGGAACACGGGAAGGUGCACAUAAAAUCCCACCUGAUAAUGAAUGGCGUGUGCGUGACGUGGCGAGGCUGGAUCGACCUGGAGCGUCUGGAUGGUCUUGCCUGUCUGGAAUUCGACGAGGAUCGCGCCGCUGAGGAGGACGCUCUCCUACGCGAGCAAAUCGAACGCUACAAUCGGUGUAUGCGCGACAUGGAGGACAAACAUCGUUCCUAUCGUACCCAGUCGGCAGCAGCGGCAGCUGGAUUACCGACGGCUCACCACUUAAACCACCAUCAUCAUCAUCACCACCAUCACGCGAGCCAUCACGCCCAUCUUGGCGUGCCAGGAGCUGCGCCUGGAACUGGUAUCGAGCCACAUGGGAAUCACCGCCAGGAUCCCGAGAUGGAGGUUAGGUUGCGCGCGUAUUAGAUUUUGUGAUUACUACACAUGUGAACGAUGGAGGGAAAAAAGGGUUCUCGUGACACGUUUCGAGGUACCAACGUCAUUAGAGGAUCUCGAACUGACUUUUUAAGUUUUUUUUUUUUUUUAAAUCGGCGACAAAAAUGUUAUCACAACUAUAAACUUUUCUACGAGAAAGUUACGUGUAGUUAGGGAAAAAAAAAACGAUAAAAGAGAGAUAAAAUUCACGCCUCGCGCGUGAAUAAGCAGACGAUGAUUUCCGGAGUAGAUUUUAACGCAUACAUGAAAAAUACGCGUUCGUACUGUCUUUUUCUCUCUUUUUUUCGAAGCGAUUUUUUUUUUUUCUCUUUAUUUUACCACCAGAACGUUUUAAACUAAUUUUUUGUCAUUUUUGUUUAUGUAUUAUAUUAAGUGUAAUCGAGCCAUAAAAAGGCUAC
This is a messenger RNA of Copidosoma floridanum, 1441 nucleotides long. Its product is annotated as protein big brother. The record is from RefSeq and is a predicted model, not a curated record. Gene Ontology annotation, molecular function: transcription coactivator activity; sequence-specific DNA binding. NCBI's taxonomy places the organism in Eukaryota, Metazoa, Arthropoda, Insecta, Hymenoptera, Encyrtidae. Gene Ontology annotation, cellular component: core-binding factor complex; nucleus. Gene Ontology annotation, biological process: regulation of transcription by RNA polymerase II.